GUGCUGUUUCUCUACAUCCUGGGUGCUUGGCAAAGAAGUGGUUUUGGAAAAGGCGAUAGUAUAGCUUAGAGAUCACCAAACGGACAGACUGCAGUAUUGUCUCGAAUCUUAAUUAUGAGACCCCUCGUGAAGAUGGUUCUGGGAUUGAUGAUUCGCAGUCAGUACAGAAGGAUUUUGAGCCAUGUGAUGAUAAGUACAUUGAUUACACACUUUGUCAAGAUCAAAUGAGGGCAAUGACAUUUCCUCGAGAAAAUAUGAACUAUAGGGAAAGGCAUUGUCCUCCUGAUGAAGAGAAGCUGCAUUGCCUUAUUCCUGCACCACAAGGAUACACGACUCCAUUUCCCUGGCCAAAGAGUCGUGACUAUGUUCCAUAUGCAAAUGCACCUUACAAAAGCUUGACAGUUGAGAAGGCUGUUCAAAACUGGAUUCAAUAUGAGGGUAAUGUGUUUAGGUUCCCAGGUGGAGGAACACAAUUUCCUCAUGGUGCAGAUGCCUAUAUUAAUCAACUUGCAUCUGUGAUACCAUUAGACAAUGGCAUGGUUAGAACUGCACUUGACACUGGAUGCGGGGUUGCUAGCUUUGGCGCAUACCUGUUCAAGAAAAAUGUGAUAGGAAUGUCAUUUGCACCAAGAGACUCUCAUGAAGCACAAGUUCAGUUUGCUUUAGAAAGAGGUGUUCCAGGUGUUAUUGGUGUCCUUGGAACCAUAAAGCUUCCAUAUCCUUCUAGAGCCUUUGACAUGUCUCAUUGUUCUCGUUGCUUGAUUCCAUGGGGUGAAAACGAUGGAAUGUACAUGAUGGAAGUCGAUCGAGUUCUUAGACCUGGUGGUUAUUGGGUGCUUUCUGGUCCCCCAAUUAACUGGAGGACUAAUUUCCAAGCAUGGAGCCGCCCUAAAGAAGAACUUGAGGAGGAGCAGAGGAAGAUUGAAGAGAUUGCCAAUCUUCUUUGCUGGGAAAAGAAGCAUGAGAUGGGUGAAAUUGCCAUCUGGAGGAAAAGAGUAAACUAUGAUCACUGUCAUCAGCAAAAUGUGAGACGUAAAAUGUGUCAAUCCAAAAAUGCAGAUGAUGUCUGGUACAAGAAGAUGGAAGCAUGCGUUACUGCUUAUCCUGAGACUACUAAGGCAGAUGAAUUUGCUGGAGGAACAUGGAAACCAUUUCCUGAGAGACUAAAUGCUGUUCCUUUCAGAAUAUCCAGUGGAUCUAUCCCUGGAGUAUCCAUUGAGACAUACCAGCAGGAUAACCAGUCAUGGAAGAGGCACGUGAAUGCUUACAAGAGAGUCAACAAACUUAUUGAUUCAGGAAGGUAUCGGAACAUCCUGGAUAUGAAUGCUGGUCUGGGAAAUUUUGCAGCUGCCCUUGAAUCUCCCAAAUUGUGGGUUAUGAAUGUUAUGCCGACAAUAGCUGAGACAGACACACUUGGUGUUAUAUACGAGCGCGGAUUGAUUGGCAUAUAUCAUGAUUGGUGUGAAGCAUUCUCGACUUAUCCUCGAACUUACGACCUCAUUCAUGCAAAUGGGUUAUUCAGCUUGUAUAAAAAUAAGUGCAGUGCGGAAGAUAUACUUUUGGAGAUGGAUCGUAUUUUACGGCCUGAAGGAGCAGUCAUAUUUCGAGACGAAAUGAAUGUGCUAAACAAGGUAAAAAGAAUUGUGGGAGGGAUGAGGUGGAACACCAAAAUGGUGGAUCAUGAAAAUGGGCCUCUUGUUUCAGAGAAGAUACUCUUUGCCGUAAAAAGGUAUUGGGUUGCAGGAGAAAGUAAUUCGACAUCUUUAGAGUGAAACAGACAAGACAUAGAAAUUCAAACAUUCAUCAGAAAGUCUACUCUUCUUUUUCUGAUUAAAUCCAAAGAACCAAAUUAUAGCAACCAUAGGUGUCUCAGCAAGUAGUAAGCCAGGUUGGAUAUGGCUUGUCAAUCAUUUGUUAAUUAUUGGUUCAUGUUUUUUUGAUGUGGAUAUACCAUAUAGAUAAGUUAUUUCCUUUUAAAAUCCCCAUGUGAUCUAUGAUCAUUUUCCUUUGACCAUUUUAUUCUUUUCCUGCCUCAUAUGUUCCCUAAUUAAUUUCAGUCCUUGGUCUGUAAGGAAUGCAAUUUUGGCUUCAAUGAGUGGAUGUGGAGUAAAAAAUUUUGGGAGUUUCUCCUUUUA
Messenger RNA from Carica papaya (papaya), 2135 nucleotides. Its product is annotated as putative methyltransferase PMT2. Gene Ontology annotation, cellular component: cytoplasm; endosome; trans-Golgi network. The record is from RefSeq and is a predicted model, not a curated record. Lineage: Eukaryota; Viridiplantae; Streptophyta; Magnoliopsida; Brassicales; Caricaceae. Gene Ontology annotation, molecular function: methyltransferase activity.